Molecule: messenger RNA, 1631 nt
Organism: Vigna angularis (adzuki bean)
Lineage: Eukaryota; Viridiplantae; Streptophyta; Magnoliopsida; Fabales; Fabaceae
Product: UDP-D-apiose/UDP-D-xylose synthase 2
Exons: 9
Coding region: 43-1218 (391 amino acids)
Molecular function (GO): carboxy-lyase activity
Source: RefSeq, a predicted model, not a curated record
GCGUUAUAAUCACCACGAAUUGGAGGUAGCGUUGCUUGGUGUAUGAAUCGAAGCAGCACAAUGGCGCGAGUGGAUCUGGACGGUAACCCCAUCAAGCCUAUCACGAUCUGCAUGAUCGGUGCCGGUGGGUUCAUCGGCUCGCACCUCUGCGAGAAACUCAUGCACGAAACCCCUCACACGGUUUUCGCCUUGGACGUUUACAAUGACAAGAUCAAGCACCUUCUGGAACCCGAUUCUCUGCCUUGGGCCGGUCGCAUCACCUUCCACCGCCUCAACAUCAAACACGAUUCUCGUCUCGAAGGUCUCAUCAAGAUGGCAGAUCUCACCAUUAAUCUCGCUGCGAUUUGCACCCCUGCGGAUUACAACACGCGCCCGCUGGACACCAUUUACAGCAAUUUCAUUGACGCGCUCCCCGUGGUGAAAUACUGUUCGGAGAAUAACAAGCGCCUUAUCCACUUCUCCACUUGCGAAGUGUACGGGAAAACGAUUGGAGCCUUUCUCCCCAAAGAUAGUCUUCUUCGUAAGGAUCCGGCGUACUUUGUCCUUAAAGAAGACGAAUCUCCUUGCAUUUUUGGUUCUAUUGAAAAGCAGAGGUGGUCUUACGCCUGUGCUAAACAGUUGAUUGAGAGGCUGAUUUAUGCUGAGGGUGCUGAAAAUGGUUUGGAAUUCACCAUUGUUAGGCCUUUUAACUGGAUUGGACCUAGAAUGGAUUUCAUUCCUGGCAUCGAUGGUCCAAGUGAGGGUGUUCCUCGGGUUCUUGCAUGCUUUAGCAAUAAUCUUCUUAGAGGAGAGCCCCUCAAGCUUGUAGACGGGGGACAGUCUCAAAGAACCUUUGUUUACAUUAAAGAUGCUAUUGAAGCUGUCUUGUUGAUGAUUGAAAAUCCUGCCAGAGCUAAUGGUCAUAUAUUUAAUGUCGGUAACCCAAACAACGAGGUUACUGUUAGGCAGCUCGCUGAAAUAAUGAUUCAGGUUUACUCAAAGGUGAGUGGAGAAAAAACUCCUGAAACCCCAACCAUUGAUGUGAGCUCAAAAGAAUUUUAUGGUGAGGGAUAUGAUGACAGUGAUAAGAGAAUUCCUGACAUGACCAUAAUAAACAAGCAGCUUGGUUGGAAUCCUAAGACUUCGCUCUUCGACCUGCUGGAAUCCACUCUGACCUAUCAGCACAGGACAUAUGCUGAAGCCAUCAAGAAAGUAAUUGCAAAACCCGUUGCAAGUUAAGCUUUUAGAGGGAUGGUGAUUUGCUAUCUUGGAUAAGGGUGUGGUUGCCUAAGUUUUCUGCCAUAUUUCACUGGUUGAUUUUAUAUAAAUGGUAAAUUUUCUUCCUUUUGGUUUCCUUAGCCAGUAGGCAAUAGCUCACAUAAGUCAUUGCCUUAAUGUAUGUUCUGGAGAAGUAGGAAUUUAUAUAUAGGGCAAUCUGUGCUGCUAUGUAAUUUUAAUGUAGACUUUGCGUUACUAAACAUGUUGAGGCAUUUUAUAAUAUUAGAGAAGAUGUUUUUUAUGUGUUUCUAGGGAUCUCUCCAACAUUGUUUUGUUGUCUUUCCGGGUCAGCUGUAAGUUGUAUCAUUCUGUAUUGACCCUCUUAAGAGCCAUGUCUUCUUAAUAUUAAUUUAUUCUAUGGUUAUUUUUUGUUA